AUGUUUGUUCUUAUUUUUGUUGCAUAUUUAAUAUUUCUCCAAUUGAAUAUUUUAAUAUUUGUUGUUCUUGUUCUUGUUCUUGUUGAACAUUUAAUACUUACUCAUAUUCUUGCUCUUGUAAAAUUUAUUCAUAUGGUUGUUGGAUAUUUGUUCGUAUAUAUUGUUGCUGAACAUUUGAUAUCAUCGUCGAAGGAUGUUAAAAAUCUACAAAAUAAAGAUAAUUUAACUACUCAACUUCGAUUAACUGUUGAUCAUGAUGAUGAUACAAAUUUAAAUCAAGAAAAAGGAGUGAUUAUUGUUCUUGAUGAAACUGAAACAAAUACUAGAAUGAAUUUGUCUCAUGAUCGUGAAGAUGAAGUACAUAUAUGA
This is a messenger RNA of Rotaria sp. Silwood1, 369 nucleotides long. NCBI's taxonomy places the organism in Eukaryota, Metazoa, Rotifera, Eurotatoria, Philodinida, Philodinidae. The record is from the annotation of a GenBank genome assembly.